AUGAAAUCCUCUUUGAUAGCCUGUCUAUUACUCAGUGUCUUGAGUGUUGAGAUCACUAUGAACGAUGCAAUAACAACUCAAGCACUAGAAAAAUUGAAGGAAUCUUCAUGGGCCUCAUUUAUAGUUGAGUUCGCCUAAGUUGAAUUAUCAACUGGUGGAGCCCUGUCUGAAUUAGUAGAAACCAUCAACCAAUUGAUCGAUCAAUUGCAAGAAGAACUCUAAGAUAUCCAUGAUACAUACUCAAGGAGAACAGAUGAACACAAUCGUGAUGUGACCAGACUUGAAUAAGAAAUCCAAGAUGCCGCUAAAGAUAUCUUUACUGGAUAAGACUUCAUUGACAAUGUUCUCAUCCCUUAAAAGGAGAGAUUCCAAUAAUCUUUGGCUUAAUUGAAAAUUAACAUUGAAGAAAACAGAAGAAUAUUGGAUGGAGAACAUUUGAAUAGAAAGAGAUAACAUGAAUAAUUCUUGUCUAAUAUUGCUGAAUUAAAUGAAGCUAUUGGUGCAGUCGAUGAAUCACUUGGGUUAUUGUCUUAAAUCUCUAAUCCAUAACUUAUUUAAUUCAAGAGAGUUUAGACCAAUUUAGGCAGAAUUCAAACAUCCUUUUAGAAUCGCUCCUCUUUCGCUCCAAUCAUAAAAGCUCUACUUGAACUAGCCACUGAAUAAAAUUUCACAGAUUAAGGUUCAGUGUAAUAACUGGUCAAAAUUUUCAACGAGUUAAGAGUGCAAUUUGUAGAUUCUCUUAAUUAAGAAACUGCAGACGAGAGCCAAGCAGAGACUAAGUACGCUGAUAGAGUUGCUUAAUUAGAAAAAGAAUUUGCAGAGUUCUAAAGAUCAGUUUUAUUAAAAAAUUCUGAAUUGGCUGCUAAUGAAUAAAAAUUCGGAGAAACCAUCGUCUAUGUAGGAUAACGAAAAGAUGACAAAGAGACUCUUGAAGCUCAAUUGUAAGCAGAAAAUGAUAAUUAUGCUGCUGAAACAGAUUUGUACACAAGAACUGUUACUGAAUAUAACAAGGAAAUUGAAAUCAGUAAGCAAGCCUAUGGUUUACUUACUUAACCAAGUUUCGAAUCUUAUGUUCGAUCAACAGUUGGAAUUUGA
Paramecium tetraurelia is the source of this 1095-nucleotide messenger RNA. RefSeq lists its product as uncharacterized. Lineage: Eukaryota; Ciliophora; Oligohymenophorea; Peniculida; Parameciidae. The record is from RefSeq and is a predicted model, not a curated record. The transcript is spliced from 4 exons.